UUCCUUUAACCACACUUUUUAUAUACUACUACUGCCACAACCCAAUCAAACCUAUCGCACUACAAACCAUGGGCAACACUUUUGGAGGCAAAAAAAGAAGCGUCAAAAUAAUGAACAUCAGCGGCGAAACGUUCAAGCUCAAGACUCCGGUCCAGGCCGGUUCAGUCCUCCAGAACCACCCGGGCCACAUGCUGCUCGCCUCGGAGGCAGUCGCGCAUUUCGGCGCCCGCGCCAAGCCGCUUGAACCGCACCACGAGCUCAAGCCGAGGCGCCUCUACUUCCUGAUCGAGCAGCCGAAGCUUCCAGAAGGCCGCGGCGCCGGUAUGAUGCGAAGGGUGCGGUCGGGGGUCCACAUGACAGCCAAGGACCGCCUCGAGAGCUUGAUGCUGUCGCGGAGAUCGGCCUCCGAUAUAUCCGCCGUGAGAUCGGCCGGAGUUAAGGUGAGGCUGCGGUUGCCGAAGGCGGAGGUGGAGAAGCUCAUAGCUGAGAGUAAGGAUGGAGCUGACGUGGCGGAGAAAAUUGUUGGUCUCUUCAUGAGCGGCGCCGACGUGCAUUGUGGUGGUGGCGAUCGUGGAUUGGCCAGACAAGGCACCAACAAAUCGCAUCAGAAGCGCGUUGGAUUUUCAGUAAUCGAGGAAGGAGAAAUCCAGCCUGCUGUGGCUUCUUAGAUUAUAAUUUCGAUAACCGAUAAUAAGAGCAAAAUAGAGUUCUUUCUCUCCCAAUUCUCAGUGAUGUAUAUGUUUAUUCCGGUGGAAUGGUUGAUUAGAGCUUAGAGACUUAGAUUAGUUAACUACAAACAUUGUAAGUGCAAUUUUUGUAUGAAGUAAUUGCACUUUCGUGACCCUGUAAUUGUCUUCUAUUCCCUAUAUUAUUCAAGAAAGAAUACAAUUUUUUUU
This is a messenger RNA of Salvia hispanica, 896 nucleotides long. RefSeq lists its product as uncharacterized. The record is from RefSeq and is a predicted model, not a curated record. NCBI's taxonomy places the organism in Eukaryota, Viridiplantae, Streptophyta, Magnoliopsida, Lamiales, Lamiaceae.